Molecule: messenger RNA, 691 nt
Organism: Cynara cardunculus var. scolymus (artichoke)
Lineage: Eukaryota; Viridiplantae; Streptophyta; Magnoliopsida; Asterales; Asteraceae
Exons: 1
Coding region: 32-520 (162 amino acids)
Source: RefSeq, a predicted model, not a curated record
AUUGCAAUCAGAAUCGGUCACUGCUUCCAACAUGAUACGUAUAACAACACUAGGUCAGCACAACGGCCACGAUUCCACCGGCGGCAAGACGAAGCGUAUCGCCACCGGUGUGUUGCAAUCGGUCACAACUCUAUGGUUGAACUGCGCCAAACAAGCUAUUAUAGCUUCACGAAAGUUAAAGGAUAACUCAAAGAUCUCGCCGGACUCACCCAUGAUUCAGCGACCGAGGAAACUCAUUGCCACCAUAAGCAACAAGGCGAUCAAGUUGCGCCACCGUAAAAAGAGAACCGGAGCCGUAGGAAAGAUGAAAGACGACGGCGGUCCGGAUUUCGGAGACGACGGUUUGUGGCAGAAGGAGAUUCUGAUGGGGGAUAAAUGUCAGCCGUUGGAUUUCUCCGGUGUAAUUUAUUACGAUCGAGAUGGAAACCCUACGAACGAGUUUCCGAUGAGGUCUCCACGAGCAAGCCCCUUCCCUGCUUACGUGGCAAAGUUUGAUUGGAGCCCGCCACGUGAACGGUAAUCAGUAAAUUCCGUUCCAGCGAUGCAAAAGACUACUGCUUUGGCAAUAUCUUUUUGAGUGUUGUUAUAUGAAAAGUGUAAUUUCUGAUCGCUUCUCCAACUCCUCUUUGUUUGGGUAUUUUGGUAAUUUUACAAUCAAUAGAUUACUUGGUAUUUUAGAGAAAUUUKAUGA